AUGAGAGAGCACCUUACUUUAGCCUCAAAGUAUGGGCUCGACAAUUUGUUGCGGACGACUUUGGUCAGAGCUGAAGGGCAUUACAUUACGGUGGCUCAAGCCUUGGUGGGACAGUCUGGAAUUGUCAAUGAGCUGACGAUUCCAACGAUGAGAAAAUUGGCUGAUCGAUUGUGCACUGGAUGGUCGUUGAUUAAUUGGAAAAUGGCCGAAAGGUAAGCUUAUUUUAGGUCGUAUUUUAGAAGAAUACGGUUGAAUAGAGAAUAUAGGUCGUGAUUGACGUUAUGCUGAGGGAUUUUAUGGCUUUUUACGUAGAAAUUAGAUAUUUUUUAAUGAUCAAUUGUAUUUUUUUUAAGUCUGUCCUCAUAACUAUUAAGACAAGCUGCGUUGGGAUGUAGCCUGACUACGUCGCUACGCGACUCGUCAGCCUACAUUCCCAACGCGGGUGUGCGCGCAAAGCGCCACCAAAUUAGCCUAAGCAGCUAAGCCUAAGCAGCCUAAGCGGCUAAGCAAACUAAGCCUAAGCGCCUAAGCGGCUAAGCAGCCUAAGCAAACUAAGCCUGAGCUAAGCCUAAGCAGCCUAAGCGGCUAAGCAAACUAAGCCUAAGCCUAUGCGCUAAGCACCGCGCAGUGCACCUUAUAAACUCACAGUGAACCUUCUCACUGCACAGUGCACUCGCAAAAACCCGGAGAAAAUAAAAAAAUUUCGAACCCGCGCGAACCCAACCUAAAUCGCCCUCGGAAAAAUACUGGGACCCGAAAUCGACGAGAAAGCUAGAGAAAUUUUUGCUCUCUCACGAAAAUGCAAACUCAACUUUUGCCACGCCCCUUUUUCCACGUUGCGACACGGUUUGCACAGUGCAAUCUUGCCAAACGAAGCCUUUUCCCACUUGCACCGUGCAAAAUUUGUUGGCGGAGUGUCGCAAAAUAUUUUGCAGACACUCCCCUUCGAAACCUGAAAUUUGGAAAAAUUUGCACAGUGCAAUCAACAAAAAAGCCUACGUUCGUAGGCUUUUUUUCAUUUUGCACAGUGCGAAAAACACCCUCCAAACGUUUUUCCAGGCACCCCCUUUUGAUUUUCCCCACUUUCCCCCGAAUGCACCGUGCACUCUGCAUUUUACCCAGUGAGCUAGGCUUUUUCUCCAUUUGCACAGUGCGAAUCCCAAUUUUGGCUUUGUCGCUGCGCGAAUUUUGGCUUUGUCGCUGCGCGACAAAGCAAAAAUCCGCACAGUGCACCCUUUUGAUGUUUUUGCACAGGAGGCCCCCGCGCUCGAGCCCUUUUUGUUUCCGAGAGAGGCACCCAUGGCGCAGUGGUUAGCGCGGAAGUCUGGCAAUCUGAAGUCUCCGGAGGUUCAAUCCCCGGGAAAAAAAUUAUACCACGUUGUAGUACAAUUAGAGGGCCGUCAUAUUUUGGGUUUUUUACCCAAAAGUUUUGACUUUUUUGGGGUGAAAUCAUUAAUGGAAAAUUUGGCCAAAGCUAAAUUCGGCCAGGUCGUAUUUUAGAGAAAUGUAAAGAUUUUUACACGUAUCCUGAUCGAGUUUUUGAUUUCCGAACGAUUGAGCCAGGUCCCGUCUUCGUAUCUCUACUCGUUCAAAAGUUACAGUACUUUUUAUGUUUGCGAUGUUACAGUAACCCGGUUUCAAGAAAUGGCAAAAACGUGUCAACUAAUGUUUUGAAGAGCUAUUUAAACUCAGUAGAAUGCUUUUUGAGGCGGGUGGAUACGAUCAAAAUUGACCGAGAUACGGUAGCUUAAAGUCAAGGUCCUUGUUACAGUAAUCCCUCGCGAAGCGACAGACCUGGAACCGUGAAAUACACCUUGAAAGCCGUGUAAUGACGAGUACUACCAGUGCUGUGAAUUUUGUCUGACGCGACUGCGUCUACGCUGAGAAAAUGGCGAAAAAGCGCCAUACGGCGAAAAAGCUACCGUAACCCACAGUAAGCCGAAAAAAAUCGGCGAGAUAGGACGACUAUGAUACCACUUCUGAUGGUGAUUUUUCAUGUAGAUUCGGAAUCUGGCAUCAGAAUUUGAAAUUUCUUUCAUCUACACACGUAGCCUGAGGGUUGGGAAAAUUGAAAAUGUUACAGUAACCGUAGUUUUGAAUUUAGAUGAAAGAAUCCAAUUAGAAAGUUUAAAAGCAGUAAAAACUACGUCCGAUAAAGAAAGAAUGGUACUCGGCGCUCGCUUCGCUCGCGAGAUCAGUUUGCACAUACCCCAAUUUUACAUCGGAGGUUGUUUGGGAAUCCCGGCAACAUCUGGGGGUGUAACAAUCACUUUAUCGUAUUUAGGAAAGUAUUGCGCAAAAUCCCUGCGAGGCGGAUUUUUGAAUUAGGCCCUCAACUUUGAGAUAAAAAAUCCGUAUUUUAGAAUUGAGAUCCAGAUAUAUGCUGUAUGCAAAUUUUUGGGCAAAAAAAAUUUCAGAUUCGGAGUCAGCAUGAAAAAUGAGUUAGGGUGCAUGAAGGAAACGUGUAAAUAGCUGGUCGUUUUCAUGUCGAAUCGUUUUUGACUUUUCGGAACCUUUCAGUCCGGGAGGACGCAAAAUGUGGGGACGUUAUGCAAAUUUCUGAAACUUUCAGGAAAUUUAUUUGAAGUAAUGUGUGACAAUCGUGACGUAUGCGGAACUUGCAAAAUCGCCAUAAAAAUUCACACUGAAAGCUCAAAAAAGGGGUACUUUUGAAAAAGUCGAUUUUUCGCAAUUUUCAAAAUGACACGCCAACUAUGGUGAAAAAACGAAUACCAUAUUCAGGUGUAGAAUUCCAUUCUACGAACUCUGAAAAAAAAAUCGGCAGCGUAGCUCCAAAAAGAAAGGAGAAAACUCGAUUUUUCAUUACCGACCGGUCAAUAAUGACAGAGACUAAAAAAAUGUCGUUUGGGUAUCACAGAGAGACAAAAAAAUGACGUAUGUAAAAAAAAGUCCAAAAAGUCAACGCUAAGUAAAAAACUCCCUCGGCCCUUAUUAUAAUGGGGUCUGCGGAGCAGGCCGAUCUCGUUUAGAACACCCACCACGAGAAAUGUACGCCGAAUUUUCCUGGACGAAGGUGGCCCAGUGGUCCCAACUGCUAAUCCGACCCUUGAAUCGUUCUAUGGCCUCAAUUCGGACGAUGCUUAUGGGGAUCCAAUCUGA
This is a messenger RNA of Bursaphelenchus xylophilus (pine wood nematode), 3120 nucleotides long. NCBI's taxonomy places the organism in Eukaryota, Metazoa, Nematoda, Chromadorea, Rhabditida, Aphelenchoididae. The record is from the annotation of a GenBank genome assembly.